Molecule: messenger RNA, 957 nt
Organism: Pochonia chlamydosporia 170
Lineage: Eukaryota; Fungi; Ascomycota; Sordariomycetes; Hypocreales; Clavicipitaceae
Product: ATP-dependent DNA helicase PIF1
Exons: 2
Coding region: 1-957 (318 amino acids)
Source: RefSeq, a predicted model, not a curated record
AUGGCGACCUCUAGCUCGCUACCUUCUCUGCAAGGAUCUACUAUCGUAGUCCGCCCCUACAUCGAUUCCCAGCCAACGAGGUGCUGUACCAAAUGCCGCAAGGACUUCCCCGAGACGUCCGCGUAUUUCAAAGCGUUUAAAAAAGGAGGGUUUGCUGCUACGUGUGUUGAUUGCACGGCUAGAUAUUCUGCUGCGAAAAAGGCCAAAGAACAAAGUGCACAAGGGUUCGUCUCUACAGAAACUCGUGGCCGAAAGAGAAGAGUCCUGGGAGAUACGGAUCCAAAUGUGCAGCGGAAAGCGCCUAGGCUUGCACCAAAAGUGCCUGCACGAUGGGAUAUGGCUUCGCAACACACGAAGGAACAGAUGAGAUCGAAGGCUGCUAGAGAACGACAGAAUCGCUAUCGACGAAACAACUACUUCACACCUGUGCCAACCCACUCCGCUGGAAUGGACCUUCCAGCGUUCUCAUCCAUUCCAUUCCCCUCUCGAACGCCAACACCUCCUACGCCGCCUCCUGCUCCACGCGAAGCUCCUAUAUCAGACACGGAUUGGACGAAUAUUACUACGUUCCAUGAGUAUCUCAGCAAGCAAGAGAUGGAGACAUGUGCUCGUUGCCAGGAACGUUGGUUUCAGAUGGGGUUAUUACAUGGUGUUUGUGGUGCUUGUUUGAAACGGGACAGGAAUUUACAAGCGGGAGAGCCCUUCCUGUUCAGCAAGGGUAAUAAUAUGGAUCCUGGGGUGGUUCCUGACUGUUUGCGGGACUUGACGCAGAUGGAAGAGAUGGUGAUUGCCAAGGCGCAUUGCCACAUGAUUAUGAAGCGUGUCCGGGGUCACCAAUAUCACUACACCGGGCAGAAUAAUGUGACGUUUAUCGAUGCUCUUCCCUCUCGCCCUCAGCAUGUCGAUAUCGUACUCUUACUUCAGGAACGAUUUUCGCGUUCGUCGAGGCUACGUUGA